AUGAAUUUCCUUACGUUCCUUUCUGUAGCUACCUUAGCAGUAGCCUUUCCACAUCAGACAUCAAACAACAACGGAUUUCCCCAACUAGACGGUCAGGACGUCAGCGAAGUUCGCGACUUCCGCAAUCCCAAUGAGUCCUUCACUGGACAAGAAGGCCGUGAUGGAUUUCGAACUCAAAGUGGUAGUUCCCAAGGAGGACCACUUCUGCCAGGAAUUAAGCAUGACAGCGAACUUCGCACUUUUUCACAAGGAUCAAGCAAUGGAGGUUGGAGACAAGUUGGGCAGGAUCAACAAAAUGGAGGAAUUGGUUCACUGUCUGAAGGAGGACAGCGUCCUAUGAAUAAUGGUAGACAAAAAGGUGAACAGAGGCAGCAGAAUGGCAGAUUUCCUCCAAUAGGACAAGGUGCAGUUAGCGAUGGAUUUUUGGGACAAUACUCACAGAAUGGACAACGUUCUCCGUCGUUUGGACAAGGGACACAAAUUAGUGGAUUGCCACAGAAACAGAGAGGUCAAAACCAAGGAUUCCCUCAGUUUCCUUUUGGUGGUCAAGUAUUACAAAAUGGACAACGACCUACCGUUAACAAGUAG
Molecule: messenger RNA, 588 nt
Organism: Necator americanus (New World hookworm)
Lineage: Eukaryota; Metazoa; Nematoda; Chromadorea; Rhabditida; Ancylostomatidae
Exons: 2
Coding region: 1-588 (195 amino acids)
Source: RefSeq, a predicted model, not a curated record